AUGGGAGAGGCGGAACUCGCCACUCCUGAGGCCUUCUCUCGGAAUCCCUCGUGUGUUUGGGAGUUUUAUCACUACCGCCGCGAGGUCAUGCUCUCAAAGAAUCCCAACCCCGCCCACCUGGCCAUCAGCGAGUGUGAGGAGCGCCUCACACAGCAGGGGAGAGAAGUUACUGUCAUCACUCAGAACAUCGACGAGCUCCUCGAGGAGAUAGAGGAAGGGGUGAUCAACUUCAGGAAGGAGUUCAUGAUGGGUCCUGCUCCCUCCGAUACACUGACAGAGUUGCAAACCCACGCCGAGCGCCUCCGCCAGCCCAACGCCGACAUCCCGGAGCAGCAGCGCCAGAGGCAGCUGGAGGUCAUGUGUGCGCAGCUACCGGUCAUGAUGGAGGAGCAAGGGUAUUCUGCUGAGGAGAUAGAGGAAGGGGUGAUCAACUUCAGGAAGCAGUUCGGGAUGGGUCCUGCUCCCUCCCAUACACUGACAAUAGUCGUUAGUUGCAGCCCUACUGUCAUCACUCAGAACAUCGACGAGCUCCAUCGCCGCGCUGGAUCCAAAAACAUCCUGGAGCUCCACAAUGAGAAGGAAAGAGUUCUCGUAGUCUGUUCCGAACCCGCUGUAUGA
Limanda limanda (common dab) is the source of this 618-nucleotide messenger RNA. RefSeq names its product NAD-dependent protein deacylase sirtuin-5, mitochondrial-like. The transcript has 6 exons. Lineage: Eukaryota; Metazoa; Chordata; Actinopteri; Pleuronectiformes; Pleuronectidae. Gene Ontology annotation, molecular function: NAD+ binding. The coding region runs from base 1 to 618 and encodes 205 amino acids. The record is from RefSeq and is a predicted model, not a curated record.